CCAGGCCCGGCCGACCACAGGUUUUGAUUGAAUGAAUCAAUGAAAUGAUUAAAUCGGUUUAGAAAUUCAGAAAAUCAGAAAUUCAGAAAUUCAGAACAUGGAAAAAAAAGACGCGCCCGCCGCCUUUUCUCCCUCCUUCCCGAAAGAAAAACCUAUUCUCUUAAAUUUAAAGGAUAUCCUCCCCCCACCCAAACUCCCGUUGUGACUUACUUUCUCCAUUCUCAUCCCAUCAUCUCCUCUCCGCCAUACUUUAUCAUCUCUCCCUCCCCCAUCCUUUACUCUCUCUCUCUCUAUUUUCAAGAGCAACUUUUGAUCCUUCCGCCGCUCUCGUUAUAAAUCGCACUACAUCAAUCUUUUGAUUGUCCUGUUUGUGUCGUUCGACUGCGAUCUGAACAACCCAAGUCUACGAGCUUCGCACCUGCAAGCUUAAUCGCUAAAAAGCAUCCUUUUGUUUUCUAUCUUUCACACACAACCACACACACAUUCACAAUGGCUGAAUCAACCACCAUCUCCAACACGGAGAAUCUCAUGAAGUACAUGUCCCUCGACCAGCGGGGUAACGUCCAGGCUGAGUACAUCUGGAUCGAUGCCACCGGUGGCACUCGUUCCAAGACCAGGACUCUGUCCAAGUCCCCCAAGUCCGUUGAUGAACUGCCCGAAUGGAACUUCGACGGCUCCUCCACCGGCCAGGCCCCCGGUGACAACUCCGAUGUCUACCUCCGCCCCGUUGCUAUCUACCCCGACCCCUUCCGUCUCGGUGACAACAUCCUCGUCCUUUGCGAGACCUGGGACUCCGAUGGAACCCCCAACAAGUUCAACCACCGCCACGAGGCUGCCCGUCUGAUGGAGGCCAACGCCAAGGAGGAGUUCUGGUUCGGUCUCGAACAGGAGUACACCCUCCUCGGUACCGAUGGCUGGCCCUACGGCUGGCCCAAGGGUGGUUUCCCCGGUGCCCAGGGCCCCUACUACUGUGGUGUCGGUACUGGCAAGGUCUACUGCCGUGACAUCGUCGAGGCUCACUACCGUGCAUGCUUGUACGCUGGUAUCAAGAUCUCCGGUAUCAACGCCGAGGUCAUGCCUUCCCAAUGGGAGUACCAGGUCGGCCCUUGCCAGGGUAUUGACAUGGGUGACGAGCUCUGGAUGUCCCGCUUCCUCCUCCACCGUGUCGCAGAAGAGUUCGGCGUCAGAAUCUCCUUCGAGCCCAAGCCCAUCAAGGGUGAAUGGAACGGAGCCGGUCUCCACACCAACGUCUCGACCGCCUCCACUCGUGCUGACGGUGGCAUGAAGGCUAUUGAGUCCUACAUGAAGAAGCUCGAGGCCCGCCACGUUGAGCACAUUGCCGUUUACGGUGAGGGUAACGAGGAGCGCCUGACUGGUCGUCACGAGACCGGCAACAUUGACAAGUUCAGCUACGGUGUUGCCGACCGUGGUGGCUCCAUCCGUAUCCCCCGCCAGGUCGCCAAGGACGGCAAGGGUUACUUCGAGGACCGCCGUCCCGCCAGUAACGCCUGCCCCUACCAAAUUACUGGUAUCAUCGUGGAGACUCUUUGCGGUGGCAACUAAGUGCGUCUAGCACAUUUACUCCAAAUGUGAAAAACAUUUCAUCUUAGCGCUCGUAUACCCUCCGGCUUCGACAUGGAGUCAGAUUGCGAUGCAGCCUGGUCAUGGGAGAGCAAACUAUAGAAUUUCUCUUCUUCUUUUCUCUCUUCAUGAUGGUACUUCGGAGUUUCUUUCGAACCCUCUCUCGUGUGCCAGCGCCUGUUGAUGCAUUCGUUGUCCUGUUGCUGGUCUUGCAUGUUUCUUUCUUACCUUGGGUUAUGUGUUACGUAUGGCAUAGAGGACUGAUACUCGGAGGAGAACCGACGACGGUCUUUUUGAAAUUGAAACUGGGGAUGAAACUGGAAGGAUCAAAUAGCUUUGAGGCCGGAACCACGGUCAGUAUUAUAGUGUUCAAAUAAUCAAUCGUUACGAA
Molecule: messenger RNA, 1972 nt
Organism: Aspergillus fijiensis CBS 313.89
Lineage: Eukaryota; Fungi; Ascomycota; Eurotiomycetes; Eurotiales; Aspergillaceae
Gene: glnA
Product: glutamate--ammonia ligase
Exons: 5
Coding region: 490-1563 (357 amino acids)
Cellular component (GO): cytoplasm
Molecular function (GO): glutamine synthetase activity
Source: RefSeq, a predicted model, not a curated record